AUGCCCACUAUCGCCAACAGACUUUGUGGUCGCCGUGAUGUACCAUGCGACGGAAGUUUUGUAAAUCUGACCCUUGUCAGUUGGUGCCAAGCACUGACCCUUCCCAUUUUCUGCCCCCCUGUAGAGUCUUAUGGGAUAGAUGGCGUUUAUACAAGGCCUUGCCCCCCCUUGCAGAUUGGGGACCGUUGCCGUAGCGUUACUUCCUGGGUGCGCGGAGUUCAGUCGCUCUUCCCCUUUGCAAGCCAGUCCUAUAAACCGCUCCCCACCUGUCUCUUUGUUCACUCUGCCUCGCCUUCUCCGUUCCCCUCUUCUCGUCUCCCCGCAUGGAUUUCACUUAGCUGCGUUUUCACACGGAUCCCGGAGGGCUAG
Molecule: messenger RNA, 369 nt
Organism: Podarcis lilfordi (Lilford's wall lizard)
Lineage: Eukaryota; Metazoa; Chordata; Lepidosauria; Squamata; Lacertidae
Source: the annotation of a GenBank genome assembly